AUGGGCAACGAUGCUACGGUUAACGAGAUCGAGGAAGUUUGGUUUUUCUUGGCGAGCGUCGGUGGAGCGCUGCUCGUCAUUCUUCUCGUCCGAGAUAUCUCUCAGUGGUGCAGAGAUAGACUACUCGAGCGCCGCAUCAUUAUGGAACAGAUCCUCCGGGAAGACAUUCUGCGCGAGCGUCGCGAGUACGAAAAGGCUAAGCAGGACGCCUGGAACCUUUUUGUGCACAAGGGUGAACGGAUCGAUCGAGACGAGAAGGCGAUUCAGAAGGGUAGAAAGGAGGUGAAUCAGAUGAGGGCCGACCUAGAGAAGGAAAAGGGCGACAUGAAGAAUAUGAAGGCCGACGUUGAGAGGGGUUUGGAGGAGCUCCGGAAGCUACGUGCUAAGGUCAUCGAGAAGGCAGACAAGAAUGACGGCUCUGGCGACAAGUUUGAAGAUAUGGACGACAACGAUCGUGAGCUGGAGCAAUAG
This is a messenger RNA of Colletotrichum fioriniae, 471 nucleotides long. The record is from RefSeq and is a predicted model, not a curated record. Lineage: Eukaryota; Fungi; Ascomycota; Sordariomycetes; Glomerellales; Glomerellaceae.